CGUCAUCGCGGGCGCGACGCCCCGAGGGACAGUCAGGGGUCUGGCGGUCGGGAGGUGCGGCUGCAAGACCGCUGGGGAAGAUGCCAGUGGCGGUGAUGGCGGAAGGCGCCUUCAGUUUCAAAAAGUUGCUGGAUCAGUGCGAGAACCAAGAGCUCGAGGCCCCUGGAGGAAUUGCUACACCUCCAGUGUAUGGUCAGCUUCUAGCUUUAUAUUUGCUUCAUAAUGACAUGAAUAAUGCAAGAUAUCUUUGGAAAAGGAUACCGCCUGCUAUAAAAUCUGCAAAUUCUGAACUUGGGGGAAUUUGGUCAGUAGGACAGAGAAUCUGGCAGCGAGAUUUCCCUGGGAUCUAUAUGACCAUCAGCGCUCACCAGUGGUCUGAGACAGUGCAGCCAAUCAUGGACGCACUUAGAGAUGCCACAAGGAGACGCGCCUUCGCCCUGGUCUCUCAAGCAUACACCUCAAUAAUCGCUGAUGAUUUUGCAGCCUUCGUUGGACUUCCUGUAGAAGAGGCUGUGAAAGGUAUACUAGAACAAGGAUGGCAAGCCGACUCCACCACCAGAAUGGUUCUGCCCAGAAAGCCAGUUGCAGGGUCCCUGGAUGUUUCCUUUAACAGGUUUAUUCCUUUAUCAGAGCCUGCCCCAGUUCCACCAAUCCCCAAUGAACAGCAGUUAGCCAGACUGACUGAUUACGUGGCUUUUCUUGAAAAUUGAUGUACCUUUCUGAAUUCAGCGUCCACUUCAGAAUCCUGUUCACUGACAAAUACAGAAAUGUAAAAUUUUUAUUUUCAAUUUACUGGAUGGAUUAUAAGCACCUCAGCAUUCCUGAGUAUGUGAUAAAAUACAUAUAUAAUAUAAAAAUAUUAUAUAUAUUUUGUCCUUAAACAUUAUGCUAAAUAGUUGUUAAAGCAAUUCUCAUUUUGUGAUAUUUAACAGUCUGGUUGGAGCCCAUCAGUAUUACAUGGUUAGCUUAUGUUUCCUGGAGGUUUGUAACUCAAGCCCGCUGCUUGGGGUGGAGCAGAGUGGUCAGCCGCCUUCCCUGGCGCACACCUCCGCCUGCACCAGUGGUAGAGAGCUGCAGGGAUGCCUGGGCUGCAGCAGGAUCGGCCCGGGCAGCGCCUGAAUGCCGGGGUUGUGAUUCACCCUCUGGAGAAAAUGUUCUCUUCUCUCCCCACCUCUGGAGAAUCACUAAAGGUACAGAAAUACAGCUAAGGAGCAAAGAGGCCAUUUUCUGAGUAGAUCUGUUUGUUAGCGUUAGUUUCUUCCCAGUAGCGUGAGUACAUUCAUUGCUGGAGUGGAGGGCUUACCGUGCCAUGUGGCGCUUUCAGAGGGGAUGGGGAGGUGCACAGUGCUCGCACGGCAAGGAAGUGUGACGAGAUGCACUUGGUCCAACCUUGCGUCCACUCGGUCGCCCGCACUUACCCUGAGGUUCCAGCUCUGCCUUUUGAAGAAGUGCUGAACAAGUCUUCAUUCUUUAUGUGACAGCCCGCCACAUAUUUGAAGUUGUUUAUUUGAUCCUUGGGUUAAAAUACCCUUUAGUUCAUUUAUUCUGCGUUUGUUCAAUAAAUAUUUAAUUGAAUUCUAAAACUGUUUGA
Molecule: messenger RNA, 1591 nt
Organism: Sciurus carolinensis (gray squirrel)
Lineage: Eukaryota; Metazoa; Chordata; Mammalia; Rodentia; Sciuridae
Gene: Cops8
Product: COP9 signalosome subunit 8
Exons: 8
Coding region: 81-710 (209 amino acids)
Biological process (GO): protein deneddylation; COP9 signalosome assembly
Cellular component (GO): COP9 signalosome
Source: RefSeq, a predicted model, not a curated record